This is a messenger RNA of Alternaria arborescens, 633 nucleotides long. RefSeq lists its product as hypothetical. Bases 1 to 633 code for a protein of 210 amino acids. The record is from RefSeq and is a predicted model, not a curated record. The transcript has a single exon. NCBI's taxonomy places the organism in Eukaryota, Fungi, Ascomycota, Dothideomycetes, Pleosporales, Pleosporaceae.
AUGGAUACCACAUCGCAUGCAUACGAGGCCUUCCCAACCUUCGAUACAUAUUCCGCCCCCACAACCCCACAGCACGAUCACGAUGCACCGAUACCCACAACUUCAGACAUCACAGCGACAACAUCCGAGCCCUUCUCCCUCCAGUACGAAGGCCCCCUCUACACAGAGAUAAACAUUCCACUCCCCCACAUCCCAGCACCACCAACAACCUCGUCCGCAUCACCACGCCUAUCUACGUCCGCGGCCUCAUGUACAUCGGACACGACAACUGAGAAACGACGAGGACGUUCCCGAACCCUCUCUUCCCUCUCCCCCUUCCGACACCGCUCCUCCUCAUCUGCUUCAAACCCCAUAUCCUCGCCCACAUCGCCCACUCUUUCUCCUUCUAGGAACAGUGAAGAAUGGCCGCGGAUCCGACGAGACAUUGUAAAAUCCCGUGAAGUAAACGCAAUGAUGAAUCUACGGCACCAGAGCAAAAGGGGUAGGAGUGGGACUAUUGAUGCGCUUGCUGUUGUUCCUGCUGUGCUGGUGCUAAGCGCGGAACUGUUUACGCCUGAGGAGGAGAAUGGGAGGGGUGGGAGGGAAGGGAGAAAAGAUAGUGGAGUGGGGAGGUGGGAGGAUGGAAUCAGGUGA